AUCCGCCCCGGGGCGGGCCCCCAGGCGCUGAACACCAACGCGCUGGGGCUGGCCGAUGCCCUGCCCACCAACAAGGAGACGGUGGACUCCUUCCUGGACCUGGCCAGAAAUCUGUUUCCUUCCAAUCUGGUUGUUGCAGCUUUUCGAACGUAUGCUACAGAUUACAAGAUAAUAAUACGAAACAUCUCUAUUGGAAAUGUGACAUUUGAGAAGAUCCCUGUUGGCACCGAGAUCGAAGGGAUGAAUAUUCUGGGCCUGGUUUUGUUUGCUCUGGUUUUAGGAGUCGCUUUGAAAAAGCUUGGUCCAGAAGGAGAAGACCUGAUUCGUUUCUUUAACUCAUUCAAUGAGGCAACUAUGGUCUUGGUGUCUUGGAUUAUGUGGUACGUGCCUAUUGGCAUUACGUUCCUUGUUGGAAGCAAGAUUGUGGAAAUGGAAGAUAUUGUCCUUCUGGUAACCAGCCUGGGAAAAUACAUCUUUGCCUCAAUUCUGGGUCACGUCAUCCAUGGAGGAAUCAUUUUGCCACUUGUGUAUUUUGCAUUCACACGCAAAAAUCCUUUCAGCUUUCUCCUGGGUCUUAUAACACCGUUUGCAACGGCCUUUGCCACUUGUUCAAGCUCAGCUACUCUCCCAUCAAUGAUCAAGUGCAUUGAAGAAAACAAUGGCGUAGACAAAAGGAUCAGUAGAUUCAUCCUUCCUAUUGGGGCCACAGUGAACAUGGAUGGAGCCGCAAUAUUCCAGUGUGUGGCAGCUGUGUUUAUUGCUCAGCUGAACAAUGUUGACCUCAAUGCUGGACAAAUCUUUACUAUUCUUGUGACUGCCACUGCAGCCAGCGUCGGAGCAGCUGGAGUUCCAGCUGGAGGAGUUUUGACCAUUGCUAUUAUCUUAGAGGCCAUUGGACUUCCUACGCACGAUCUCUCCUUGAUAUUAGCAGUGGACUGGAUUGUGGACCGAACCACCACUGUGGUGAAUGUUGAAGGAGAUGCCCUGGGAGCAGGUAUCCUUCAUUAUCUGAAUCAAAAAGAAACGAAGGCGAAAGAACCGGAGCUAAACGAAGUCAGCGUAGAAGCGAUUCCCAACUGCAAAUCUGAAGAGGAAACGUCACCUCUGGUAACACACCGGAACCAAGCCCCCGCCCCAGCCAGCACUGUGGAACCAGAGUCAAAAGAAUCAGUCAUGUGAACUGGGGGAAAGCUUGCAAAUAGAUGGACCGCUGACUUAACACGCUAGACCACUGCACUGCUGUUAGGGACCGGCUCUGGGUCCUCCUCUUGAAUUUCAGUGGCCAUGAUUUGAAGCUACAGACUUGUUAGGCUUGUGUGUCUAUCUCCCUGAUGAGAGCUAUCACUUUAUCACAAUGAUGUUAUGUUUCCUGCUUAAACAUGUUUGUGUGUGAUGUGUGUACAUGUAUAUGACCACAGUACCAAUAAGGCUUCUUGUUUUGGGUUAAAAAGUCAUUUAUUAGUACAAAUCCACGUGGAGGGGGAAAGUAGCUAAACAGAGUGGACGUACUGGUUGUGGCUGGAAUCUGCACCACAAACAGCUUUGAGAGCAAGGCAGUGCCAGUAUUUUCUCAGAAACACCUCUUU
Molecule: messenger RNA, 1586 nt
Organism: Pelodiscus sinensis (Chinese soft-shelled turtle)
Lineage: Eukaryota; Metazoa; Chordata; Testudines; Trionychidae
Gene: SLC1A4
Product: solute carrier family 1 member 4
Biological process (GO): L-serine transport; L-glutamate transmembrane transport
Cellular component (GO): plasma membrane
Molecular function (GO): L-alanine transmembrane transporter activity; L-serine transmembrane transporter activity; symporter activity
Source: RefSeq, a predicted model, not a curated record